CGUACAUAAGAAUCCCAUCCGCGGCCGAGGGAGAGACAGGGAGUGUUGGGGGUCCAUCCGUUUCAGCCUCGGUUGCCGCGAGACCCCAAACAGCUGGGAAAAGCGAUCCCAACCUGCGAGCGCGCUCCGGGUUCACGUCCAGAGGGCGCUGCAGACUCGCGCCCAGAGGACCAACUCCCACUCCUGCCCCUCUCCUGGGCAGCGCCCCGGUACUCUGAGCCUGAGAGCAAGUGGGUGCACCCCGCCUCACCACCCCGGUGCAGCCGAACUUAAACGCCGGGAACCACAGUUUGCGGGAACCCCCGCUCUGAAAGCAGGCGAAGUUCAGCCGCUGCCUUGCUGGAGCCCCACCGGCGGAGCUCGGCUGGAGAGGUGCGGGCCUGAUCCGAUCCGAGCGCAGAGGAAUCUGGUAGUAGAGAGCGGACUCCAGCGGGGCACUCCAAAGCCCUCGCUUAGGACAGCAGAGCGCUGGGCAGGCGCCCGAGGUAGCAUCGCGCCGAGCGACCGGCGGAGCCGGCCCUUAGCCCCGACCAGCGCAGCCCGCCGAGCUCCAGCCGACGGUCCAGGCAGCAUGAGGCGCGCGGCGCUCUGGCUCUGGCUUUGCGCGCUGGCGCUGCUCCUGCAGCCGGCCCUCCCGCAAAUUAUGGCCACAAAUGUGCCCCCUGAGGAUCAGGAUGGUUCUGGGGAUGACUCUGACAACUUUUCUGGCUCAGGCGCAGGUGCUUCUCAAGACACCACCUUGACGCAGCAGACCCCCUCCACUGAGAAAGACGUGUGGCUCCUGACAACCACAUCCACAGCUCCAGAGCCCACUGGCUCGGAGCCCACAGCAACCUUCACCUCCGUCCUGCUGGCUGGAGUGGGGCCUGAAGAGAAAGAUGUAGUAGUCCGGGCAGAAGCAGAGCCUAGCCUCACUGCCCAGGAGCAGGAGGCCACCCUCCCACCCAAGGAGACCACGCGGUUCUCAACCACUCAUCGGGCCACAACAGCCAGAGCCACCACAGCCCAGGCACCUGCCACCUCCCACUCCCACAGGGACAUGCAGCCUGACCACCAUGAGACCUCAGCUUCUGCAGGACCUGGCCAAGUGGACCCUCACAUUCCCAGUGUAGAGGACAGAGGUCCUUCUGCCACGGAGAGGGCUGCUGAGGAUGGAGCUUCCAAUCAGUUCCCAACAGGAGAGGGCUCAGGGGAGCAGGACUUCACCUUUGAAACUUCUGCAGAGAACACAGCUGUGGUGACCGAGAAGGCGGUGGAGCCUGACAACAGGAAUCAGUUCCUAGAGAAUGAAGGGGCCACGGGGGCCUCGCAGGGCCUCCUGGACAGGAAGGAGGUACUGGGAGGGGUCAUUGCUGGAGGCCUGGUGGGGCUCAUCUUCGCCGUGUGCCUGGUGGGCUUCGUGCUGUACCGCAUGAAGAAGAAGGAUGAGGGCAGCUACUCCCUGGAGGAGCCGAAGCAAGCCAAUGGCGGUGCCUACCAGAAGCCCACCAAGCAGGAGGAGUUCUACGCCUGACAGGGGCACUAUCCUCCCCUUCUCCCACCACUCACUAGGCCCCCACUUUUCUCUUCCGUGAAGAACUGCAGGCCCUGGCCCCUGCUGCCACACCACCUUCCCAGCACUCUGGCCCACCGGCUGUUCCCUGCCCACGGAGUCCUAGGGUGCGCAGGGAGCUCCACUCUGCUUCUCUGACUUCUGCCUGCAGACUUGGGGCACAGAGGGUUUCUUGCAUAUGAUCUUUCCACCAUAGCUGGUGCCUGGCGUCAUACUGUUCUGACUAAGUGGAGCAGCCCCUCCCCAGGCCUAGCUCUGGAGAGAAAGGGGACCCAACUGCGUUGGAUCUGGAUGGCCCUCUGUGGGUGGUGGCUUUGGGCUGAUACAUCUAGAGCACUUACUGGUAGAUCCAACAGUCUGGGGGUCUUUGACCCCUGAGUGGCUGGAGAGGGCAGUUUAGGCUUCUUCAGAGUUCACACUGUUUCGUGGGGAAGUUGAAUUUAGGUAUCAAUUCGGUUUUGCACAUGUUCCCUCUAGUUUCUUUGUUCAUAGCCCCAGUAGACCUUUGUUACUUCUGAGGUAAGUUGAGUAAGUUGACUUGGUAUCCCCCAUCUUGCUUCCCUAAUCUAUAGUCAGGAGACAGCAUCAGGGUUAAGAAGAUUUUUUUUUUUUUUUUUUUAAACUAGGAGAACCAAAUCUGGAAGCCAAAUUGUAGGCUUAGUUUGUGUGUUGUCUUGGAGUUUGUCACUCAUGUGUGCAACAGGGUAUGGACUAUCUCUGUCUGGUGGCCCCAUUUGGGGUGGCCUAUUGGUGGGCUGGCCAGUCCUGGCUGCCAUAGGGCCACCCCUGCUUUUGAGCAGUGGAGCCUGUGACAUUGAGCUCAUGGCCGCACUGUGGCUUGCGCUGCCGUGACAUUGGAGGAGCCCAUGUGAAGUGAAUGGUGGAGGUAUGGAGAAAGGACCUCAGAGUGAGUGAAUGGGUAGCAGUGGCCCGGAGACUCUCUUGCAGACCUCGCCCCUCCUGCCUUGAGCACCCCGUCUGGGGGAUGCUUCCUCUUGGAAGUUGACAAGAAGUGUCUUGGGCACAGCUGACUCUUUGUGCCUCCAUGAAGGACCAGGUUCACCCUUAGCUCCUGUGGCCCUGCCCUCGGCUGGAAUCAGGAAUGUUUUCCAAAGAGUAAUCGUCUUUUGCUUUUGGCAAAACUCUACUUAAUCCAAUGGGUUUUUCCCUGUACAGUAGAUUUUCCAAAUGUAAUAAACUUUAAUAUAAAGUA
Messenger RNA from Nycticebus coucang (slow loris), 2765 nucleotides. It is a transcript of the gene SDC1, whose product is annotated as syndecan 1. NCBI's taxonomy places the organism in Eukaryota, Metazoa, Chordata, Mammalia, Primates, Lorisidae. The transcript is spliced from 6 exons. The record is from RefSeq and is a predicted model, not a curated record. Gene Ontology annotation, cellular component: membrane; cell surface. Bases 572 to 1513 code for a protein of 313 amino acids. Gene Ontology annotation, biological process: cell migration.